Messenger RNA from Acyrthosiphon pisum (pea aphid), 408 nucleotides. RefSeq lists its product as uncharacterized. The transcript has a single exon. The coding region runs from base 1 to 408 and encodes 135 amino acids. NCBI's taxonomy places the organism in Eukaryota, Metazoa, Arthropoda, Insecta, Hemiptera, Aphididae. The record is from RefSeq and is a predicted model, not a curated record.
AUGGUUUCAGAUAUUUGGUUAACAGAUGAUAGUUAUAUCUUUCCUAGUAGUGGUAAGAGAAAUUUAAACUUUCAAAGGUGUUGGUUUAAACGAUGGAAUUGGUUGGCAUAUUCUGAAAAAGAUGAUAGAGCGUACUGUAAAUAUUGUGUUUUGUUUGCUGGAAAGGGUGGAGGUGUUGGUAAACAAACUUUUGGUAAUUUGAUAAAGAAACCAUUUAAAAACUGGAAAGAUGCUAUUGAAGUAUUUAAUAAUCAUACAAAUUGUGAAUAUCAUAAGAAUUGUAUUCUAAAAGGAACAUGUGCCAAACAAAUUUUAGAAAAAAAAGUUGAACCUAUAGAUAUCCAAAUAGAUUCGGGAAUAAAACGUAAAAUAAUUGAAAAUAGAAAAAAAUCUUAUUCCUAUCAUUGA